UUGGCUCUGAGCUGCAUGGCAAGCUGUAUUUCUGCCUGCUUUUCCUCGUUUCCCACCUAGCUGCGUGGCUGCGUUUGUGGGCUGCCAGCAGUUUGCUCUGGGCAGGAUUUAACAGGGGAGAAGGAGGAGUUGGGACUACACUUCCCAAGAGGCUCCGCUGUGGCUGUGCCUUCCUUCGGUGGUUUUAUCAAGAGCUGGAGGGACCAACGGCUUGCUCUCCCUGGGGACAAGCAGCCAUGGGGCCGAGGUGCGGGAUGAGGACCGCCAAGUGCCAGCUGAUGGCCACCAGCCUCUGCAUCAUGCUGCUGGGGCUGUCCAUCGCCACACUGAGCACAGUUACCCACUACGGGCUGCGUUUCACCAUCAUCAGCGACAUCUCCCCCGAGAGCAACUCCUACCGGGUCAUCCACCAUGCAGCUUUCUACGUUGGCAUCUGCCUCAGCAUGACCCUGAUCCUCGCAGCCCUGCUGAGCUCGGCCGCCACGGUGCGGGAGUCACAGUGCCUCACAGCGACGGGGUUUUUCUGCUUUGCUCUGGCCUUCUGCGGGCUGAUACCAGCUGCCUACUGGAGAUACACACGCAGCACAGAGGUGGAAGACAGCAUGAUGGACGUGUACGACCUUGUGUACGAGGAGGUGAGGAGGAACGUCUCCACCUUCAGGAAGCACGAGCUGACUGCCAUCCACGAAGCAUUCCUGUGCUGUGGGAAGCACUCCCCAUUCGGAGACACAGCUGCCGUUGAGCACAGGACAUGUCCUCCCGGCCAGGCACAGGCUGCCGGACAGGACUGCCUACAAGAGAUCCAGGGCUUCCUGAAGAAGCACAUGGAUCUUGUCUCCACGCUCCUGGGCAUCACCAUCUGCUUCACGGUUUAUGGGAUGGUUCUGACUUCAUUCCUCUGGUUCUCCAUCCACUUCAGCAACAACCUGGACCGGAAAGGCAAAUACAUCCUGCGGGCAAGGUAGAAACUCGUCUCCUGGGCUUCUCUACCAGGCAGAGCAAGCUCUUGAUGCAGGAAGACGCCUCAAGACUUCCCCAGAAUCCCCUGGGAAGGCACUGCAUGGGGACAGGUGGAGGGAUGAGUGUCACCACUGCUCAUGUUGCACAUUCCCCUUCCUGCAUCGCUCACCCUCGUUCGUUCCCGAGCUGAUCAGCCCGGGUGAUGCUCUGUGGAAGGGCACCUUCACCGAAAAUGGAUGAGGACCAAGGCGCACCUGGGCUCGGAGAUGUAGAUCACCUCGUCGGGUGCAGUGCAGGUUGUAGCUCCACAACAGGACACACACAGUCCCUUUGGAUACAUCCAGAAAAGAAAGCCCAGCCAGAAUCACAGUGCUAAACCAAACUUUUAUUGCACUGUUCUGUGUGACCCCAAAAGAUGUGACAUUUCUAGGGUGAUAGCUUUGGACCGUAGCCUGGGACUGGUUCGCUAUCAGCAAAUACAUGGACACAGAGUGUGGCACUGCUGAAGGGAAAUGUGCUCUCCUAACUGGAACACUGCUAAUUAUUGACUUUGAGCAGGUUUGAGUUAUCUCUGGAGUAUGUAGGUAUCCAACCACCACUGAUUCUUUUUUCCCUAUAUUAAAGCAUUGUUGGAGCUUGUGGUGGAAAUUAGGGGGAAAAAAAAUAGUGCCAGUUUUUUGAAACAACCAGCCAGAAUAAGGACACAUCCCUCUGUUACUCCCCUUUUUGAUGUGAUAUGCAUAAUUUUUAAAAUUGUUAGGAUUUGGUCAACCUCCUAGGUGCUGCACUGAUUCCAUACCGGCACAUUCAACCACACUGCCGUAACUUUGUUUUUCUCUAGCUUCACUGACCUACCACACUGCUGUGAAAUACAAAAAGGCUUUGAUAUUAAACAUAUACAGGGCUAGUGUUUAAAUCUGAGAGAAGCGGACUGAUCCCCAGCCAGGUCAAAAAAGACAAUGUCCACUUCCUCUUUACAUCUCCUUAUCAACAAUAAGCAGAAAUUUGAAAAGCCUUAACCAGCUGAAGAUCUCAGCUUCUCAGCCUUGCUAAAAUGAUGGCUUCCCGGUGUGCUUUGCCCUCAUUGCAAGGAGACAGAGCUGCUUCUGAGCUGAAAACCAUCACUGCAAUAGAUUUAGCUGGAAAAUCUGCUGUGAACUGUGGCUAUGGAAAAUGUCUGUUUGAACCAACACCAGCUUUCAGCCCUCUCCUUCAUUGUGGCUUUUAGCCACAAAAAAGAGUAAGUGGCAAUUGGGAUGGUCUUGAUUGAAUAAAAUGUGAUAAUCUCAAUGAGACAAAAGAGGAAAGCCCCAUGCUGAUAUUCAGGACUGCUACACACGUGAAAACAGCAGUGCAGCCUACAGCAUCUUCCCUUGCCUGGUUAGCCUUCUAGCAUGGUUGCAAAUAUCUUGCAGUGGAAGGAAAGGCUUUGAGGGAGGAGAGCUGUCACUCCUAAUACUGCUCCCUUGGCGUGAGCAGAGCUUCACUGCUGACUUUGAAAGCAGGAUCAAGUUCAAGGUGAUCCAAAGUAUCACCAGCUAUCUCCUGACAGUCACCAACACACCUUGGUCUAGUAGGGAUUUAGAGGUAAUAAGCUUCCCUUAGCAGCUGCACAUGCAAGCAUAGUCACUUGGUAGCAGUGGGAAACAAUUCGGAUACAUGCGUGUGUGCAUACAACAUGUUUUCUGAAGUGCAUCGCUCUCCAGAGAAAGACAAUCUCCAUUGUGAGCUCUGGCUCUUAUUGUCCAAGUUACUGCUGCUGUCAUUCCUCAGGCCAGCUGGCAGUUCACGUGACUCCUGGAAAGGAAAUUCUUG
Oxyura jamaicensis (ruddy duck) is the source of this 2775-nucleotide messenger RNA. RefSeq names its product tetraspanin 32 (gene TSPAN32). The coding region runs from base 237 to 965 and encodes 242 amino acids. Gene Ontology annotation, cellular component: membrane. The transcript has 8 exons. The record is from RefSeq and is a predicted model, not a curated record. NCBI's taxonomy places the organism in Eukaryota, Metazoa, Chordata, Aves, Anseriformes, Anatidae.